This is a messenger RNA of Sarcophilus harrisii (Tasmanian devil), 3894 nucleotides long. RefSeq names its product sodium-dependent lysophosphatidylcholine symporter 1-like. The transcript is spliced from 14 exons. Gene Ontology annotation, molecular function: symporter activity. Bases 657 to 2174 code for a protein of 505 amino acids. NCBI's taxonomy places the organism in Eukaryota, Metazoa, Chordata, Mammalia, Dasyuromorphia, Dasyuridae. Gene Ontology annotation, cellular component: membrane. The record is from RefSeq and is a predicted model, not a curated record. Gene Ontology annotation, biological process: carbohydrate transport.
CUAUUUUACAUAUCUAUAUACCCCGGGUAGGGUAGCGGAAAAAGUUUAAGAAGCCCUGAUCCAGGGUGCCUGCUCCAAAGUUUUACAUUUCAUAUCAUACUUUUCUCUUCAUCUCUCACCACCUUCCUCCGCUGCCCCCCACCGCCACCUUCAUCACGGCCAUUCCUCUCUGUCCUUCUCUUUCUUCUUCCACUCUUUUCCCCUCUCCCUCUCUGGUACCCUCUCUUUUCCUUCUCUUAUUCUCCCUUCCUUCCUUCUUCCUUCCUUAUCCUUUUAGUGCCCCUGUUCCAUCCCCCUCUCCCUCUGCCCACCCUCCUCCCAUCUUGUUCCACUGUAACCGCCACCUCCCGGUCUUCGCAGAUUCAGAAGGCCGAGCCCAGCCAGCUACAUUGGAAAGAGCAACACUCCUGGCCCUCCCGUCCGCCCGGCCCUGGCCCCGCCCGAUCCCCGAGGACGCCCGGACAGCUGCUCGAAGGCAUUGUCACGCCGCCGCAUCCUGCUGCCCACGGAGCCCGGUUGCCACUCGCUGCUCCCCUCGGCGGUUCUUCUCCAGUCCUCGGCUGCUCUUGCUCCUGCCUGCCCAAGCGGGCCAGCCUCUCUCUCCUUUGGUUUUGCCGCCACCUCCUCCGGGAAGUCUCCCGAGAGGGAAGGGAAGCAUGCAGGACGCCUGCCAGAAGGAUGCGGCCCCUGGGGGGCAGAACCUUGGGGGCCGCAAACAGGAGGGCCAGGGGAUACCAAAGCUACCCAUAUCCAGAAAGAUCUGCUAUGCCCUGGGAGGAGCUCCAUACCAAUUGACUGGCAAUGUCAUUUCCUUCUUUCUGCAGAUCUUCCUCUUGGAUGUAGUACAGCUGGAUGCCUUCUGGGCCUCUUCUGUGAUCUUUGUUGGCCGAGCAUGGGAUUCAAUAUCUGACCCCAUUAUUGGCUACCUAGUGAGCAGAAGUCCCUUGAGGAAGUGUGGCAAACUGAUUCCAUGGACUUUGGGCUCUACUCCCUUCGGUGUCUUGAUGUACUGCCUCCUCUGGUACACACCCUCUGACUACCUACCCAGCUCCUCGAAGUUCUUCUGGUACCUGACCACCUACUGUUUAUUCCAGACAUGUCUGAGUUGCUACCAUGUGCCAUACACUUCAAUGACCAUGUUCCUGGGAGGAAGCCAGAGUGAUCGAGACUCUGUCACUGCCUACAGGAUGGCGAUAGAGAUUCUGAGUACCCUCAUUGGCAGUGGCCUCCAGGGGCUGAUUGUGGGCAAACAUCAGGCCAAAAUAAUUUCCAACUGCCAGGGACUCAAUGGAUCCCUGUUUAAUGAAACUGUGAGCAACUACACUUUCCCAUCAACCGAAACCUUGAAAAACGCACGAGCAUCGUAUCUGAUAGCAGCACUGAUCAUCAGUUCCCUCUACUGCUUCUCCUGUGCCAUCCUUGUCCUUGGGGUGCAAGAGCAGCAUGAGCCAUCUGGGAAACAGGACCAGUCCAGACUCCCAUUUAUUCACAGUCUGUUCAUCAUCAUGAGUCACAGGACCUACACGAUCCUCCUAAGUGGAUUUCUCUUUGUCUCCAUGGCAUUCCAGAUGGCCCAGGGGAUCUUCGCCUUCUUCUGCACCCAUGCCGCUGGUCUCUCGGGGUAUUUCCAGUAUCUGUUGCUCAUCCUACUGGUGGUAGCCUGCUUCACCAUUCCAUUCUGGCAAUGGUUCCUGGUGAAGUUUGGAAAGAAAAAUGCAGUUUUUGUUGGAUAUUCACUCGUCAUCCCAAGCUUCAUUAUUUUGAUUCAAGUGAAAAACAACUUCCUCACCUUUGCUUUCCUUAUGAUCCCAAUGGGCUGCAGCAUAGCUGUCCUUUUCUUGUUGCCAUGGUCCAUGCUCCCAGACACCAUAGACGAUUUCCAACUAAAGAACCCUACCUGCCAUAACCUGGAAGCAUUCUUCUACUCUUUCUUCAUCUUUGUCAACAAGUUUGGAGGUGGUCUGGCCCUGGGGAUCUCUACCAUGUGUUUACACUUUGCAGGCUACCGCCCUGGGACCUGUGAGCCAAACCAUAGGGUUAUACUGGUUCUCCGAGUGCUCAUGGCCCCCGUUCCCAUCACCUUGUUAAUCAUCGGCCUGACUAUCUUCUGCUUCUACCCCAUUGAUAAGAAAAAGAAGAAAGAGAUCGGAACAAAGAUUGAGGCAGCCAAGUGAGUCCCCAAGGCUCUCUAUAAAGAAGGAAGGGCCUGGUACCACCUUGGCAGCCUGGUGAAGUGGAAAGAAAAUUUCCCUGGACUAGGAAUGGGAAAAAAGAAAUAAAUCUCAAUAUACAAUAUACAAUAGCUUCUAUUUCUAGAAUACUUUAUAGUCUUCAAAACUUGUCAAGGAGACAGUAAUACAGACUAUUACAGAUGGUGAAAUUGAGGUCCAGAAACAGGAAAUAACCUCUCCACAGUCAUACAGCUAAUAAAUAAUGGAGUCAGGUUUUAAAUACAGGUUUCCUAACUCGAAGGCUAGAGCUCUUUAUCCUGCACCAUGCUAUCGGAGAAGAAAGAAAAAGAGCAAUAUGGACUGAGAAAUCCUUGAGGGCUUCUCAGAAUAGGUGGACUUUGCCAUCUUCUUCAGAGAAGGCACUGAGGAGAAAGUUUUUCACCAGGCAUCAAGACUGUAACCAACUUCUUCCUUCAUUCAUUUAAUCGACAACAUUUAUUAAUUGGCAUUUAUGUAUAGGAUCCUGUACAUAAAUGAGAAUUAAUGUUUGUUAACAGGACCCUAUGCUCCGUACUGGGAACACAAAGGAAUAUAAUUACUUUUACUCCUUGGCUUCUGUGAUCCUGUAUUCUCAAAGGUCUCCUGAAAAAGUUUAUCACCUGGGGAAAGACAAAUAUACAAAUAAUAAUGAUACGAGAAAGAGUAAGAUUUAAGUAUUGUUGGUGGUUCAGACACCCUGUGAGGAAUUGGAAUACGGAGACAUUAUUUCCAUAUUAUUGGAGAGAAAUAAAACAAAGACAUCAGGGAAAGCAUUUGGUUUGACAUCUGAGUUGAGCAUUGAAAAAAAAAAUGGAGAGUGAAAUAGAUAGGAAGAAUCCAUUCAAGGCAUGGAAUAUGAUAUGGGAAAAGGUACAGAGAGAGGGUAAGACAGUACUAAAACAGUGGAUAUAAAGUACUUCAGUUAGAAUUCAGAAUAUAUAAAAAGGAAUACUGAGAUUAGGUUGAAAAGGUUAGUUGAAGUCAGAUUGUAGAGGGUCUUGAAUACCAGAAUUGAGUUUUCCUCCAUCAUUCAGGGGAAGCUUUUGAAGAUUUCUGAAUACAGCUAUAACAGGAUUGUAAUAGUAAGUGGAAGACCACUUUGGGUAAUUGGAUGGAGGUCAACAUAGAGUGGAAAGAGACUGAAAACAACAAGGUAGUUGGAAAUAAUUACAGUAGUCUAGGGAAGUAGGGGGAAAGGGUUAUUAUAGGAGGAAAUGAAAAGAGAAACUUGAUUCAAAAUAUGAAGUAACAAGAGAAUUUGGCAUCUGUUUGGAUUCAAGGGCCACCAGGUCUCUAAGACUGGAGGAAAGAAAAGUAAAAUGAGAAAGGAUGCUGAUUAAUAAGAAAAUAGGAAGCGUCAAAGGUGACAAAGUCUGGAUGACUUUAAGGAUGAGGGGGAUGUCCUAUGUGAAUAGGAGAGAAAUUGAGAGAGGAACAAGUUAGGAGAUGGAGAUGAGGUAUUCAGAUGUUUGCAUUCAACAGCUAGGAAGUAUUAAGUGUCUGAAGUCAAAUUUGAACUCAGAUCCUCCUGACUUCAGGGUUAUUACUCUAUCCAUUGUGCCAUGUAGUUGCCCCAUUCUUGAGUGCCAAUGGAAUAUCCAGGCAGGAGCUAUUUAGAGAAAGGAAGGAGGAAGGGAAAGGAAGGGGAGGGAGGGGAAGGAAAAGGAAAAGAUAGGAGAAGGGG